GUCUCCCCUCCCCUCGUCUCCCCGCCGAGGCCCGUUGCGACAGAGACGGACGGACGGGGCGGGGCGGAAGUCCUUUGUUGCGGCGUUGUCCGGAGCGGCGCGGCCCCCGCGGCCCUGCACGGCGCCUCCGAGCCCCGGGGACCUGCGCGGCCGGGAUCCGUCCCUCAAGUGUGAGAUGGCAAGGCCGAGCCACAGCAGCUACGUCCUUCAGCAACUAAACAACCAAAGGGAAUGGGGUUUUCUCUGUGACUGCUGCAUUUCCAUCGACGACAUCUACUUCCAGGCGCACAGAGCCGUUCUGGCUGCCUGCAGCUCGUAUUUUCGAAUGUUUUUCAUGAACCACCAGCACUCCACCGCACAGUUAAACCUUAGUAACAUGAAAAUCAGUGCCGAAUGUUUUGAUCUCAUUUUGCAGUUUAUGUAUUUAGGAAAAAUUAUGACGGCCCCUUCCAGCUUUGAGCAGUUUAAAGUGGCCAUGAAUUACUUGCAGUUGUAUAAUGUCCCCGACUGUUUAGAAGACAUACAAGACGCUGACUGUUCCAGUUCAAAAUGUUCAUCUUCUGCUGCCAGCAGUCGUAACAACAAGAUGAUAUUCGGGGUACGGAUGUAUGAAGAUACUGUGACUAGGAAUGGCAGUGAAGCCAACAGGUGGUGUGUGGAACCAAGUUCAACAGUAAAUACCCCCCAAACCCGAGAACCUGAUGAGGAGGCUUUACCACUGGGCACUUUUCCUGAACAGCUGUUGGAGGUCUGCAAAAAAAGUUCCGUGUCCAAAUUAUCCAGCUCAAAAGACCGUGUGUCCCGGCGCUUCGGAAGGAGCUUUACCUGCGACAGCUGUGGGUUUGGAUUCAGUUGCGAGAAGCUUUUGGACGAGCACGUUCUCACGUGCACCAACAGACAUUCGUAUCAGAACGCCAGGUCAUUUCACAGGGUACUAGAUGUGAGAGAGGGAAAAGACGGUAACCCCAAAACCGACUCGAGCGACAAGGAAGCUUCCAAAGCGUUCUCUGGCCAGGGGGACAGAUACAGAGGUGAUUCAAGCCAAGCUGCCGACGAUUCCUCCUCUGCUGUCGGAAGCAGAAAGAGCAACGCGGUUGAGUCCGAGAGGGCCGGCGAGGAGAAGAGCCGAGCUAGCGAGAGGAAAAGGAUCAUCGUCAAGAUGGAGCCGGAGGACAACCCGGCAGAUGAAUUGAAGGACUUUAAUAUCAUCAAAGUGACUGAUAAAGACUGCAACGAAUCCUCGGAUAACGACGAGUUAGAGGAUGAACCCGAGGAGCCGUUUUACAGGUACUAUGUCGACGAAGAGGUCAGUAUUAAAAAAAACCCUCGGAAAAGUCUGAAACCUCGGAUGUCCGUUAACGAAAACGAAAGAAGCAGUUUUGAACACUCGAGGCACCUGAACAGCAAAGCUAGUCCCAUGCAAGAGGAUGCUGAAAAUGUGUCCUGCGAACUCUGCGGGUUAACGAUUACAGAGGAGGACUUAUCCUCGCACUAUUUAUCCAAACAUAUAGAAAAUAUCUGCGCCUGUGGCAAAUGUGGUCAGAUCCUGGUCAAAGGGAGGCAGCUGCAGGAGCAUGCCCAGAGGUGCGGCGAGCCCCAAGAUCUGACGGUGAACGGGCUGGGAAGCAGCGAGGAAAAAAUGGAUCUGGAAGAGAAUCCCGACGAGCAGUCCGAAAUCAGAGAGAUGAUGUUUGCUGAGAUGUUUGAUGACCUGAGGGACGGUCAUUUCCAGAUAAACAGCCUCCAGAAGAAGCAGUUGUAUAAGCACUCUGCCUGUCCUUUUCGGUGUCCUAAUUGUGGCCAGCGUUUUGAAACUGAAAAUCUCGUGGUCGAACAUGUGUCCAGUUGCCUGGAACAGGAUAUGUUCAAGAGCGCCAUUAUGGAAGAGAGUGAGCGAGAUCACCGGCGCAAACAUUUCUGCAAUCUUUGUGGGAAGGGAUUUUAUCAGCGGUGUCACUUAAGGGAACAUUACACCGUUCAUACCAAGGAAAAACAAUUUGUCUGUCAGACCUGCGGAAAGCAGUUUUUAAGAGAACGUCAGUUGCGACUGCACAAUGAUAUGCACAAGGGCAUGGCCAGUGGUGAAAUAGGGACUUCUAAGCCUCUGGAGAACUGAGAGAUACAAGUCUGGAGAGGACAUGAGAAGACUCGAUCUGCAAAAGAUUUCUUUAUGCCCAGAUCCAAGAGUGCUAGAUUUGAAGUGGCACCUUCUUCUAUGACUUCUUGCCCACCUUCAUCAACACCAACGUACCAGCUGCAGAGAAUCAAGAAAGUUUAGUAAAGACGGCUCUGGACCCUCCUUGCAAAAAUGAGAUCAUCAUGACUAAACUGUCUAAAGUUGGCAUCUAUGGAGUAUGAACGGGAUAGAUUAAUGAUGAAAACCAUAAAUUUGUAAUUUGGGUUAAAUGGAAAUAGGAUCACAUGCUGCGAAUCCUUGUAGUGGGCUGUUUUUUUGGGUAUGAAAGGCUUAAUAGGGUUAUUUAAUUUUUUUAAUGCAAUAAAAAUCAGUUAAAAAAUCAACUAAUAUUCAUAUAGUCUUUGCAUUUUAAAUAUUAGCUUUUAAGGUAAAUACCAAAAAAACCCUAGUUCUGGGUGACUAGAAGCUAGGAAAGAAAUAUUAUGAAGAAGCUUUUAAUAAGAAGAUAACAUCCAGACAGACAGCAUCCACUUUCUGGGACACUAGUCUCCUUUGUAAGUCUCCACUUAGAAAAUUAUCCAUUUGCUACCUUUCGACAUUGAAUUCCCAUGUUUCCUGGAAGUGAGAAAAGAAGUAGUAUUAUCUUUAACAAUAGUAUAUUUUCACAAGUGAGGUCAAAGAAUUUAGAAAUUAUUCCCAUAAGACUUAUAUUUUAUUCCUUCAAAGCAACAUAAACUAAGAGGAGUGGAUUUAUUUCUGUCAAGCAUUUUUUCUUGUGUUGAGGUUCUCCCAUUCAGAAGAGAGCAGAUUAAAGUUUUCUGGAAGGAAAGGGUAGAGUAUCUUUGGAAAAAUUGAAGACUGGGUUUAGACAAUAGGUCAGAAAAAUCCUUUGACUAAAAUGUUAAGAUUAUUAACUAGUAUAGCAGUUCUGCAUUUUACUCUUUCCUAAUAAUGUUUUACUCUCCUUAAUUCAGCAGAUAUGCUACUUAUAAUUUGAGUAUUCCUUUAUUGUGAUGCACUUUUUGGUGGUUCAACUUAUGUAGCCCAAAAUGACCUAUUAUUUUUUCCUGCCCAGUUUAAUAGCAUAUCCUCUUUUCUUUAUGUCUGUUCCUUUUAAUAUUCACAAGCAUCUGGGUAAGGAAACCUAUAUGCAGCUAUAUAAUAGCAUUAAUACAGGUUCCAUUAAAAAAAACUAGAUAAAGAAGCCUACUUAAAUAGUAAUCUGUCUGAACCUGGGAUUGAAUUAGAACAAUGGGGAAAAUGUAGUUAGAGUGACCGGGGAUCACUGUGCUAGAAACUGGAUAGAAAAGCCAUUAGGGAGCAGAGAGACCACUCGACUUAGAUAGGGAACACCAAAGAAGAAAUUCUGAAGUACUAAAGGACAAAUAUUGAAAGAACUAAAUAAUCUCAAGAAAAGUGGAGGAAUCUGCAGACAUGCAGACUUGGGAAGAAAGCUAAAAAGAAAGCAUCAUAAACAGAUAACAGUGCCUGAAUCAGUAAAUAUCACUUGGUCUUAAUUUAGUUUCACUAAAUACAUUUGGAUCAAGUUGUAACUAUACUGUUUGUACAAAAUUGUUUAUAAUGAACAUUAGCAAUAAUAAUGGUAUGUAGCUAUUAGUAGUCUGUCAAGUAAUACCAACAAAGAUAUACCCCUGGAUCAGUUUGCCAGAAAAUUAUUUUAUUCUCAGGUUUCUUUUUCAUCAUUUGCCUAAUAAAAUUUCCUAUGUCCUAUUGUUCA
Messenger RNA from Ornithorhynchus anatinus (platypus), 3875 nucleotides. It is a transcript of the gene ZBTB1, whose product is annotated as zinc finger and BTB domain containing 1. Gene Ontology annotation, molecular function: protein binding. Lineage: Eukaryota; Metazoa; Chordata; Mammalia; Monotremata; Ornithorhynchidae. The record is from RefSeq and is a predicted model, not a curated record. The transcript has 3 exons. Gene Ontology annotation, biological process: regulation of immune system process; regulation of cytokine production; negative regulation of transcription by RNA polymerase II. The coding region runs from base 176 to 2116 and encodes 646 amino acids.